UUUCCCCUCCUCCUCACUUUAAAUUAUUUCCAUAUUUUAUGGCAUUUUUAGUAUUUUCUAGCAUUUAUAAGCCCUCAAAACUUUUAAAUAUUUUUUUCUAUUUGAUCACUUCUUGUUUAUCGCGCAUCCCUUCCUUCUACCGUAUUUUUAAAAUUAUAAAAAUAAUUAUUUUUAGUUAAAAUUUAAAUUAAAAAAUGUCUAAUGAAGAUAAUUCUUGUCAACGUUUUUUUGCUUUUAGCAAAAGAGUUCCUAGAGAUGUAAAAAGAUUUUGUGGUAUUUGCCGUCAACAUGGGAAAAUGGAAGAAACUAGAGGGCAUAUUUGUGAAUUUAAAGAUUGUGAAUGUCAAAAAUGUAAUUUGGUUAGAAGUAGACGUCUUGUUAUGAGCCAACAAAUCCGCCUUCGAAGAGCACAGGAUAAACGUUUUCAACGUACAGACCGUCCAGAAGAAGCAGAUGUAAUUCCCUUACUUACUCCACAAUUUCAACAGCAAUUAGAACGUUCAACAUCUCCACAACAACCAACAAAUGGGGUAAUUGUAGAUGAUGAAAUCCAACAACAAAUGUUGGAUAUUAAUGGGAAAAAUAUGUGUUAUUUUUGUCAAAAAUGUAAAAAUCACGGAGUUUUGGUUUGGAAAAAGCAACAUAAACGUCAAUGCCCAUUUACAAAUUGUAGUUGUGAUUUUUGUGAAUUAAUAGAGACAAGACGUCGUCUAGAUCAACAUUUGGUUGCUCGACAUAAAAAUGAGGGAUUUGGAAAAGGAAAAUCUUCUCGAAAUAAAUUAAAUUUAGAAAAAGGAGAAGAAGAAAAUAAUAAUUUAAAUAAAAAUUCUGAAGAUGAAGAAAAUACAAAUAAUAUUUUGACAGAAGAACCUCCAACAAAAAAGAAAUCAACAAUUUCAAUUAAUUUAGUUGAAGAAGAAAAUGAAAUUGCCUGUACUUCUUCAAAGGAAUUAGGGAAAAAUAUUAAAUUACAACAAGAACCUUUGGAAGAUUUAAAUAAACAAAUUUGGAAUAUUCAAAAUAAGCAGCAACUUUCACCUAAAAAUAUUAAGUCACGCAAUUCAUCCUUCUCUUCUGUUGACAGUUUUUCAACAUUGCGUGAAAUGUCAGUAGCACCUUUAAUUAAUGACCAACAACAACAAUUACCACCACCUAAUCAACAAACAUUUUUAUUUAAUAAUUUAAAUACAAACAUUUCCUCCUCUUCCUCUUUUCCACAAAACAAUUUGCCAAAUUUUCUGCCAACCGAACAACAACAAACACAGAAAACAACUUCUCCUUUAGACCAAUUUUUAUUAAAUUAUUUAAAUCAAACAAUUCUUCCUUUAAAUUCCCCAAAUUCAAAAAAUUUCCAACAAAAUUCAGAAAACGGAAAUUUAAUAAAUGAAACUGAAAAUAAUAAUGAAUUACAAAAAAAUAUUUUGCUACAAAUAAUUGCUCAAUUACUGCAAGAACAACAAAAAACUAAAAUUGCAGAAACAAUUAUUGGAGCACAUCAUCAAGCACUUUUAAGAAAUUUAAUUUUAACCGGAAAUGGAAAUAGAAAUACAGAAAUGUUUCCAACAUUUUUUGAUCCAACAACAAUUUUUGCUACAAAUUUAUUAGCAGCCCAACAAGGAUUAUUUUUACCCAAAAAUAAUUCUUCUUCAAAUAUUUCAGAAAAUAAUGAGCAACAACAACAAUUACAAAUUCAAUCAGCUUUUAAUAUUUUACAAUCAGGAUUUGGAUUAUUAUAA
Meloidogyne enterolobii is the source of this 1736-nucleotide messenger RNA. Lineage: Eukaryota; Metazoa; Nematoda; Chromadorea; Rhabditida; Meloidogynidae. The record is from the annotation of a GenBank genome assembly.